AUGGCCACCAGAGACGGGCCGAGCGUGCCGCGCAAAAAGACUACAACCUACGGCAAAACAUCGCGAAAGCGGCCCAUCCACGCGUUUCUCGACUUGUCAAACGGUUCGCGACGCGUCCCCGAUACCGCACAACCCACUAUAGCCUCGGCAGCAUCUACCGAUCACCUCUACGAUUUGUACGAUCCGCCCGAUGACGAGCCUGUCCAACCUCGACGCGAUAUGUCGCCCGCUGAAGUCGCCGCUUUCCAGCCUGGUUCGGGCUAUUCGAAGAAGAGGAAGGUGUCCAUACAGCCUACGAAUAAGGCCGAGCGCGAACGCAAGGUCGAUAGCAAACCUUCCUCCGUCGCACCGCUAGCGAGGGCGCCUUCAAACAGUCGCCGAGCCAAAUCGCCCUUCGCCUUAGGCCAUUCGAGUUCUAUGCGUGCCACCAAGGAGGAGGCUGCCACGCGAGAGACCGAGAGAGCCAAGAUCCAGAAACAGGUUGAAGCACGAAUGACCUCUCCACGCCUUCGCGCCACAACCGAGGCUCCAUAUAAGACAGAGACGAAUCUUCAAAUACGCCAAGCUCUUCCACGAGCUUCAAACUCCCGACCGACGAUUGUGCCAAUGAAACCGAGCACAUCUGUCACGGACACAUCCAUCUCAACGCCGAAGAAAUCACACGAGCCGAGGCGUGUCCGUCUGAUCGAUCAGUUGGCGGCGCAAACAGAAGGGAGUUAUGAAUCUGACUCGGAUGCAUCUGACGACUCGGGAUUGUCUUUUGCUGGAUUGGUGGGGAAAGGAGCAUCGCCCUCUACCCCAGUUAAGCCCAUGGAUACGACACCGAAGCCUUCAGUGCGGCCCAAGGUGUUAUCAAGCACCAGGAAGCUGAGGUCGACCUACGGCCAACAGAGAACAUUGAAGGCAGACGAGUCAGGAGGAGACAGCCUCGGCAGCCAAAUGGGCAUUGAUGGUACUCAACGCGGCAUGAGUCCGGCUCCAGCCAUGUCAAAGCUGGCCUCAUUUGCGUUCGAGGAGGAGGAAGAUGCAGAGGAAGAAAGCUCCUCCAAAGGCGGCGGUAUCAUUGAUAUACAUGCGUUGAGGCAGGCUGGCGCUAAUCACCGUUUCGCUGACAGCAUGGCCGACCUACUCGACAGAGUCGGCACGCCACAAGCACUCAUGUCUCCAUCAUCGCGUUCAAGACGCAACGCCCUGCUGGAAUUGGCGAGCAAACUGCGGGACAAAACAUUUGUUCGUCAAUUCCGCGACCAGGGCGCCAAGGAUGCCUUGUUCCAGGCCAUUGGGCAAGAAGAGGACUUGGUGAGCGGUUUCGUUCUCCUGUCUGUUCUUCUUGUCCUUUUCACAUCGUACUCCGUCCCCCAUCUCGUCCCGCAGCUACAGUCAGAAGGCAUCGCGCAACUAGCUUCAAGGCUGUUCGAACUCGACGAGGAUAUUGUAGACAUCGCCGGCCAACGCAAAUCCAACUUAUCUAGGAAUGCGCAAUCAUCUCUCGGGACUCUAAAAUCGACAAUACAGCAGCUGGAUCUAUGGAAAGGGUCGCCGCCUGCCGUUCUGUCGCCACGAACAGUUGCUCUGAAAGCUGUUUCGGUGCUGUGCAAGGACGGCGACAGCCGAGCAACCCGGGACAUUCUUGCCGAUCUGACAGAUCAGUUGUUUGCCUUUGCCGAGAAUGGCUGGGAGCAAAGCCGAGUGGAGGGUAUCGAAGGGACAAAUGGUGGGCUUGCCCUUUCUCUCCUAGAAGGCUACUCGAUUGCGGCAAUGGAGUCGGAUGCUGGCCCUCGAUGGACCAAGCUUUACCUCCCCAUCGUCGCAGAUAUCUUGACGGCGGCUAUGGCCCGGCCCCUGCAGCAAUUUGGGGACUUCGAGUCCACGAUGUUGAAGCUGGCGCUGAACACCACAAACAACAACCCCGCGGCCGCAGGGGCGUUCAGUCGGGGUGAGCUAUUCCGUGAGCUAGCUGGGGCAUGUGUGGUGGGAUUUGAACUUCUACAACAGUCUGUUCGCCAAGGGGCAUUUUCCAAAGACGUCUAUGAGACUCUCAUGCUGCUGCUGGGCGUUAUGAUCAAUACCAGUGAGCAUUGCCCAUCGACUCGACGUUCGGUGGAUGCUUGGCAAGGAUGGGAUGGGUCACCCCUGGACAAGUUGAUGGACGUUUAUCUGGAGAAUCGCGAAUCGGCGGGCACGGCCGACUCGGUCGAGAAAACAUCGAUUGCCGUGGCCCACGGCUAUUUGGCCAUCUUGCUAGGCUAUCUAUCGCUUGGUGGUCAAGUGCGACGACGGCUUGAGGAAAAGAGUCAGGGAAGGGGUACAAAAUACUUGCUUGACUCGAUCCAGGUGUUCAUGGCAUUGCAUCAGAAACUCGACACGGACGAAUUGACGACGAGCCUGCAAAAUCUCGUCAACGAGCUCAGGCAGAGGCACCGGCUGUCGGGAUGA
Colletotrichum higginsianum IMI 349063 is the source of this 2436-nucleotide messenger RNA. Its product is annotated as Rheb small monomeric gtpase. The transcript is spliced from 2 exons. Gene Ontology annotation, biological process: regulation of chromosome condensation. NCBI's taxonomy places the organism in Eukaryota, Fungi, Ascomycota, Sordariomycetes, Glomerellales, Glomerellaceae. Bases 1 to 2436 code for a protein of 811 amino acids. The record is from RefSeq and is a predicted model, not a curated record.